Messenger RNA from Chironomus riparius, 478 nucleotides. NCBI's taxonomy places the organism in Eukaryota, Metazoa, Arthropoda, Insecta, Diptera, Chironomidae. The record is from the annotation of a GenBank genome assembly.
UAAGAAAAGGUUAGCUUUUAAAUCAAAAAAAAAAUAUUAACAUGUUCCGUGCAGUUCAAAGAAGCUUCUCUACUAAGCUGUCAAAUUUCAAGGUAUAUCCAUCAGAAACACCGGUAAGAUGUAGAGCACUAGUCGAAUCAAUUGCAGAAUCAAAGGAUCAGCAAUCGUUUAUUGCUUGGCAUCCAAAAAAAGAAAUUCCAUAUGAAUGUACAAAAGCUCUACCAACUUUUGAGAUGGAAUUAAGCAGUUCUUUAGUCAAGGAUGAGAUAUUGGAUCAUGCGAUGAAGGCUCAUAAACAUUCAUAUCCAGAUUUAGUCCGAGAGAAUUUGAGUAAAAUGACAUUUACUACUAAGCACCGAUGGUUUCCAAGAUCAAGAGAUAAGAAAGCUAAGAAGACAAUAAUGGAUAGACCUUAUUUGUAAAAUAAUUACGUUUAUUUGUAAUAGAAUGUUUGUAAUAAACUUAGAUUACAGAAUUU